This is a messenger RNA of Odontomachus brunneus, 4323 nucleotides long. Its product is annotated as serine protease inhibitor 88Ea-like. The record is from RefSeq and is a predicted model, not a curated record. Lineage: Eukaryota; Metazoa; Arthropoda; Insecta; Hymenoptera; Formicidae. Gene Ontology annotation, molecular function: serine-type endopeptidase inhibitor activity. Bases 533 to 1852 code for a protein of 439 amino acids. The transcript is spliced from 6 exons.
UCGCGUUUCCGUGUUUCUUUCACUUGUCGCGUCGUACCUUGUUAUGUCCGAUACCGCCGCGUGAUCUAAAACACGCAUCGAUAUAAUCGUGAAUAACUUCACUCGUGGACGUCGUAGCGACUUGAAACAAAGAUCGUCGGAAAGGGGAAAUUACCGCGCUUCCGAUAAAAGUGAAAUCAUCCUUCUGUGGGAUAAAGAUCAAAUGGCGCAGUCAUAUCUCAUGUUAGAUCUCAUCGACUUUUACCUAUUGCUGUCGAGUUGGAACACUUGAGGACGUGGAGUUUACAUGACACUCUCACUCACUCGAUCCGAUCCUGAAUGAGCUCAUGUAUGUAUGUCAUUACGUUUUACACGUAAACGUGACUCGUAGUGGGGCAGGAGCAGCCAGGCGAGCGUUCCUCAAGCGUCUCUUCGUGGUCGCACGGUCUUCAGUCCUGCCUCCUGUUGAUCGUCGAACGGACGUCUCCAUUGAUCGCGCUAUCGAUAUCUCAAACUCAUUCUGCUCACUGUGGAACCUCAAGAGUGCUGCACGAUGUUUUCCACGGUGCUGCCAUUUCUGUUAGCGAUUAGCGGGAUUUCGGCGCAAUGUCUUACGGGCAACGACAGUCCCGCGGCGAUGAAUCCGGUCUCGAAAAUGUCGUUGAUCGAUGCACGCUUCAAUUUCGCCCUUCAAGCUCUGAAGAAAACCGUGCAGAUCCAAACGCAGGAAAACAUUUUCUUCAGCCCACACGGUUUGCACGAGGCGAUCAGUCUGGCUUACUUCGGGUCUCGCGGCAUCACCGAGGACAACCUGAAGCGCGCCCUGCGAAUCCCUGACGACCUGUCCAAGGUCGAUGUGCAGCGUUAUUAUGCUUUUGAGAACUCCCUCAACGAGAUGCGCGACGUUCAGAAGAAUACGUCCGACAGUUACGAGUACAGCACAGCGAACAGACUGUGGGUAGCGGAUGACAAGAAGCUACGCGAAUGCAUGCUUGAUUUCUUCGGCGAGCAGCUGCAGAAGACAGACUUCCAUACGAAUCCUCAGGCGGCGCGGAUACAUAUCAACAACUGGGUCAGCAAUAUGACGAAAGGUCAAAUCCGCGACCUCUUAGACCCGUCCACCAUCGACAGCAGCACAGAUCUUGUCUUGGUAAAUGCUGUCUACUUCAAGGGUCUGUGGACGAAUCGGUUCGAUCCCAAAAACUCCAAGCGAGAUAUCUUCUACGCCUCUGGCUCGCAGAAUUCUGUCACCAAAUUCAUGCGUCAGAAAGGAAACUUUAAUCACGUGGUUUCCGAGGACCUAGGCGCUUACAUCUUGGAGCUGCCAUACAAGGGCAAUGAGAUCUCCAUGUUCGUGUUGUUACCGCCGUUCUCUACCGCGCGUUCUUACCAGAGUCCCGACAGUCAGUCCCAGGACGGUAUUCGCCAGCUAGUGGAGCGACUGGCGACGGAGAGAGGAUCGCGAGAGCUGCGUGAACUCCUCGACGACGGAAUGCCUCUUCGGGAAGUUCAGAUUAGCUUCCCACGAUUUACGAUCGAGCGGAAUCUCCCCAUCAGUAGUCUUCUGGCUGAACUGGGUGCUGGAGAACUUAUGACACUGUCUGCCGAUCUGCGUGGAUUUGUCGCCGACGGUGAACCCAGUCUGCAUCUCGGCGAUGCUGUGCAUCGCGCCAGAAUCGAGGUCACGGAAGAAGGCACAACGGCUGCCGCGGCGACUGCUCUCCUCAGCUUCCGAUCGAGUCGACCGACUGAGCCCGCAAUUUUCAAUGCCAACCAUCCAUUCGUCUAUUUGAUAUACGACAAGUCCAAUCACAACAUCCUCUUCACCGGCGUCUUUCGCAUACCCCCCGAGGCCCAGCCCGCCACUGUUUAGUGCGGUAGAUCCUCUAGAUAAUGGCGAUUCCCGCUGGAAAAUGGUGACUCGAGGAGGAGCCGAUGAGACUUCGCGGUAGUCGUUCAUCGUCGAAUCUUCCUCUUAGCGGCAAUUUCCGGCGACGUCGAGCGAUUGUUGACUCUUGUUAACUCUAGAAUGGUAGCAGAAACAUACGAUUAAGAUAAGGAUGAGUAAUCUUUACUCAUUCCAGUAAUAUCUUAUAAGUAGUGAUAUUUAUCUUAGUGAGUGACGACUUUGCUUCGGUUAUUAAAGGCUUACAGUAUGAGUAAAAUUACUCGCGCUAUCUUUCUGGAGUUAAUGACGCUCGGAAGUAACGUCGGUCUUUUUUGGAUGGACCGGAUUUUGUGGAGGACUGCCUCUUAUAAUGAUUGUGCGAAUUUCCAAAGGAUCGCAGAGAUGAGGACAUCCCGGAGAUCGUUGGCGAUCUUCGGGAGGAGUUGCAUGAAUUUCAUUUAUUUAUUCUUGUAUUUAAUAUGGACACUAUGUGCCUUGAAGCGUCUUGUGUAAUUAUGCGAUGACGAGCGAUCAUGAGAUCAAGUGGUAUAAAGCUUGUGACGUGAAGUCUCGAUGAGAAAUGAAUAAUUGACCUCGACAAGACUCGACCUUGCAAUUCACGACUAAAGCGAAUUCUUCGCGACUUAAAUUUUUUCCUUAAGUUAAAUAGUUGUACACAUAUGAUCGGCGCAUACUAAGAAUCUAGCGUGAAGAUUUACGUUAUAAGAAAGAAAGUAAAAGAUAUGUACCGUUAGACACAAUUAAAUGUUUCGACGCGUAUCCUAUCUUUCUUAAACUUUCCUCACGUUGAUUAAACGACGUUAAUUUAUUUUUUUAGUAACACAUUAACUAGAACCGUCUAACUCUCUUUGAAGAGAUAACAAAAAUGGACAAUUCCUAAAUUCCUUUAUUGAUUUUAAAAACAAUAAUCAAAAAAUAUUUUCCAGCUCAUCUAAAUAUUUUAAUUUAAAUUUAUUUUUAUAGAGAAACGAAUACCUUCUUUUUGACAUAGCAAAGAAGAUAUUUCUUUUGGUUACAAAUUGUUUUGCUAGCAAUAAUAGCAUAAUGGCAUAUUAAAUAUUUUAUAGAUACAGUAAAAAUUAAAAAUUUAGUAGACGAGUUUAGAUGCAACAAGUGAUUUUCAAGAAUUAUUUCAAGUUUAACACGUAAAUUUUCAUUGCAUUAUUAUUGAAAAUUUCACGAAAUCGGGAUGCGUUGAUAAUAUUAUAUUGUUUACAAAUUACAAAUACUGAUGUGCUGUUUUUUGAUAAAACAAAAUUGAAUUUACAAAAUCCGGAUCGUUCGAGUACAAUCAACACGAUCGAUCGCAACUUUAUCAACAGUGCAUGCUUGCGGGAUCACGUCUGAAUGCGGCGCGUGAAUUACUGUAAAAAGAACAUGUUUUUCAUCCAUAUCCAUCAAACAGAACAUUCGUAUAUAUAGAUCAACCUAAUAAUUGUCUAGAGUUAGCAAGCUAAUGCAACGUAUAAGAAACUCAUUACCGCAUUAUCGAUCGAUUUCUCGAGAGUUUCUUGCGAUCGGUAGCUCGCGCCUCUUCUGGUUGGAUUGGUAAGCGAACAGCUCCAGUCUGCAGACCCAUUCACUGAGCCUGACGUCACCGGGGCCCGCUGUUGCUUCGUAGAUUCGUGCGCGUUCUACGGGAUGAUUCAAAAGCGCUCCUCGAAAAUUUGCCGGAGUAUAUCUGAGAAUAAAAGAAAAAAGAAUAUAAGAAUUCUUAACAAACGUUUGAAUUACUUAGAUAUAGUCGCUUCAAGGUGCAGCGUGGAUUAUAUAACGCAAUUUUAAAGUAGAACAGACUGUCAGUAUAAAUGUGAAGAGACUAUGUACGCGCUUGCGAUUCGCGCGAGAAGACAAGAUCGCUAAUACGUUUUUUCGGUCGCGAAGAGAUUGAUCGACCUGCAGAUUUUCCGAUGCCACCUUUGAGUCGCUCUGUAUUCGUGUGCCUGUUCGCUGCGUGCGUGUGUGUGUGUUUUGCGGCUUCGUGUAUCAGCGACCGUUAGCCGGUAGCAUCCGCAAAACACGAGCACGCCAGGAUCUGCUGCAGCCAUCGGCAUUCGAUUGCGUCACGUGGAACGCACGUACACGCACGCACACAAGUGCGCAUGUACGGCAUACCAGGAGUGAAUCCUGGUUCGCGCCACGAGUCCUUGACGCGGGUGAUGAUGAUGAUGAGGAUGACGCCGAGAGAGAUGAGCGAAAUCGAGAUCCGUGAGAGACUCGAUCGCUCGCUCGCUCGCACUUCCUCGAAGGAGUGUCAUAACGUCUCUCGCUCGUCUUCCUUGAACCCUUCAUCUCGAAUCACUACUGUAAUGUCUCGCAACCCUCGAUAUAUUCAUGUGUGUGUGUAUAUGAGUGCUCAGAUAGAACAGAAACGAUAAUGUCAAAAUAAUGAGAAAAUGACAGAAUCAUGAUCAAUAAAUGAGUUUUUACAAUCA